AUGGACGAGGUGCAAACAAUAGAGGCGGCCGUGCUGUCGUUCUACCGCGGCGGUUCCGAGCAGCAGAAAGAAACGCACAAAUGGCUCCAGCAAGUGCAGAACAGCCCCCACGCGUGGUCCUUUUGCUGGGAGCUGAUGCAGCUGAACAAAUCGUCCGAGGUACAGUUUUUCGGCUCCAUCACGCUCAACUCGAAGCUGCGGAACGAUUGGGCCGAAGUGCCGAAGGAAGCGCACCAUGAGUUGAAACAGAAGCUACUCGAAACGAUCGUCGUGUUUGGCAAUGGCCCCAAAAUAGUGCUGAAUAGGCUGUGCAUUUCGCUGGGCCUUUUCAUCGUGCACAUGCUGCGACACCCGACCGUAAUCGAGGAAGUGACCAGCAUGUUUCUGAACCAACAGCUCGGCACCCUGUCCAAGGUGACUCAGAUCGAAAUUUUGAUGUGCGUACUGGAGGGCAUUCCGGAGGAAGUGAAGAACGUUCGGACGCAGAUCCCCCGGGCCCUGGUGUGCGAGGAGCUGAAUCGCAACGCCGAGUUCGUGAUGCAAACAGUUGUCACGUACCUGAACGAGAAGCUGAACCACACGGUGGAACCGCAAGACAUGAACGGCAUGAUCAAUGCGGCCAAGUGUACCGGAAGCUGGGUUCUGCACGGGAACGUCGGGCUCGAUGAGCGCGACAACUUGAUGCAGACGCUACUGAAAGCGAUCCAUUACUGCUACUGGAAGGAACCAAAGGAUGACGGUUGCCUGCUGCCCGACGACAACGAGCUCGCCGAAAUGGCCCUCAAAUCACUUGCUAGCAUUAUCUCGUCGUACUCCACGCAAAACUCGAAAUACUCCGUCACGAUCAUUCGCUUCAUGAAGAUGUUCCUCGACGUAUUGGUGCCGAUUCUCGAUGCCGAGUACAAGGAGUGCAACGAUAAUGAAAAUCUGGCCCUCAUGAUGUACGCUUUGUUCAUCUCAACGCUGGAGGGCUUUUCGUCGGCCAUCUUCGACGGUAUUGUGGCCGAAUCGGACGCGCACGAAGUCUACACACGCACGGUGGACAUGCUGAUCAAGUGUACCGACAAGCCCGGUACGUACCCGGUGGACGAGAUGUGCAGCACGUAUGCGAUGGAAUUUUGGUACCUGCUCCAGGAGGACGUCCUAUCGAUGGACACGAGCGAACACCGGAAGCGCUGCCACGAAGCCAUCAAGCCCGUGUACGCGCACGUGGUGAAGGUGUUGGUACGCAAAUCACAGCUUCCCACCGACUCGUCGAUGCACAAGUGGAACGACGACGAUCUCGAGGCCUUCCGAUGCUACCGUCAGGACAUCGGUGAUACGUUGCUGUCCUGCCACGACGUUCUGAACGAUAUGAUGCUGGACGUGCUGUCGGAAGCACUCGACGAGUCGAUCAUGUAUCUGAGCUACGAGCAGCAGCUACCGUCGUCGACCGACAGCUGGACACUGCUGGAGGCGACCAUCCAUGCGUUCUGCUCGAUCGCCCAGAAGAUCGAGUACGCCGAGCACCCGCAGAUCGUGAAGCUGCUGAAGGUUUUAAACGAGAUCCCGUACGAAAAGUACCACGACAAGCUCUUCGGCAUGGCACUGGAAACGGUCGGUGCGUACAGUGAGUGGUUCGGCGACAAUCCGAAGUAUCUGCCGUCGGCUAUCGCGCUGCUGGUGAAGGGUCUAAACUCGACCAGAGCAUCGCAGGCCACACUAGGAUUGAAGGAUCUCACCUCCGAGUGCCAAAAGGAAGUCGUUCCUUACGCUGUCCCCCUGCUCGAUGCCUGCAGAUCGACGCUCCAGGAAGGGCGCCUCAAGAGCUCCGAAAUGAUUCGCCUCAUGUACACCGUUGGCAACAUACUGAGCGUGAUACCGUACGAAAACAUUAUCGUCUACCUCGACGCCAUGGUAUCGCCGUGUUUCGCCGAGCUCCAGGUUCACGUGCAAAACAAUGACACCAGCGAGCCGACCAAGGCACGCGUCCUGCUGCGGCUCGAGAUGAUUUCGAAGCUGUUCUCGUCACUCAACAUCAACAAAACGGCAAACGCUAGUGGAGACACGGGCGAUAAAGUUGCCGGCCAGAAGCUUUGUCCUCCGCCGUCGGCUGUCACAGUGCCCGGGCCCGUGCAACCGAUACUGCUGAUCCUGCAGAAGACGAUGGACUUGUUGAAGGGCUUGUGCACGCUCUGGAUCCACGACGAGACGGUCAUCGACACACUGUGCAAAGCCCUACAGCAAGCACUGACCACCCUGAUGGACGACAUUAAGCCGCUACUGAAUGAAAUGUGUUGUCUGGUGCAGUCGAUACUCAACACCAACUGUGUUGUAUCAGCGGCGGACAUUGCGGGCAAUUUUAUUCUAAUGUUCUACAAAGACCAAGACUGUCGACAGUUGAUGGUGCAGUUGUUCACGGCAAUAAUGGAGUAUAACUUUGCCCAGAUGCAGCUGAACUCCGACAAACUGUCGCGAAUAGCCGAUCUGAUCGAAACGUUCUACGCGUUCAACACGAGAAUAUCAAAAAAGAUACCGAUCUGCUACAGCGAGGUACAGGUCGAUUGCAUGAAGCUGAUGGGCUACGCCACUAAGUGCAUGAUGCUUCCCGAAACGGCACCGAUGAAGAAGAGCGUCGCGUUCAUUACGAUGUUCGUGAAGGAAUCUCCGAAACAUACCGUCAUGAUGAACGUGGUGUUGGCGCAGGGUGAAAAUAUUCUGCGAUCAACCUUCCUUUGCAUUGGUGGUACGGCACUCCGUACACAAGUGGAGGUAUUUGCGGACAUUUUUCUAGCACUCAACAUUCGCUACCCGGCCGAGUUUGUGCAGUGGAUGAAGCUGCUGGAAAUCCCCAACUUCCCGACCGCGUUCGUGAGUGCAAACGAAAAGGAACAGUUUAUGAGGAAGGUUAUCAAGGAACGGGUCAAUAAACGGUUGGUGCAGGAUCAUGUGCGAAAAUUUGCUGCCGUCUGUCGGAACAUUAUUGACUACGAAGGCAAAUAGGGCACACCGGUGAACCGCAGAUACUUGGCAACAAAGCGGUAACAGCGUCGCACGGACACAAAUGUGAUUUUUUAGCUUUUAAUAGAAACAAAAAACCGAAAGUAAGCCCGAGCAACUUACACGCUGUAAAAAGUCAUCUUUAAACCCCGCAACCGAAGGGUUCUCCGGUAACAACUCCGGGACUCG
Messenger RNA from Anopheles cruzii, 3168 nucleotides. RefSeq names its product importin-13 (gene cdm). Gene Ontology annotation, molecular function: small GTPase binding. The transcript is spliced from 8 exons. The record is from RefSeq and is a predicted model, not a curated record. The coding region runs from base 1 to 2982 and encodes 993 amino acids. Gene Ontology annotation, cellular component: cytoplasm; nuclear membrane. NCBI's taxonomy places the organism in Eukaryota, Metazoa, Arthropoda, Insecta, Diptera, Culicidae. Gene Ontology annotation, biological process: protein import into nucleus.